CAAGGAACGCAUCUUGGAGGGGGGAAACAUGUCGGCCACUCGGGAGGAACUCCAACUGAAACAUUUUUUGACUUUAGUGUCUGCUGGGAAGCAGCUGCUGCACAAACGGGAAUACAGACGAGCUCAGAGCAGCUUCACCGCGAUACUAGAUUUAAAACCUGAAGAUAAGGAGUGCUUGAUCGGACGGUCCAACUGCUACCUGAACACGGGCCAGCUUCAGAACGCCCUGAAGGAUGCGGAGCUGUCCCUCAAAAGUGACAAGGCCUUCCCUGAGGGGGUGUACCAAAAAGCAAAGGCUCUGUUCUACAUGGGAGAGUUUGAGUUUUCGCUGGUGUUCUACCACAGAGGUCAAAGGAUUCGCUCGCAGAUGCAGUGCUUCACGCUGGGCAUCAAGAAAGCUCAGGAGGCCAUUAAAAACGCUGUCGGUGAGCCUUCUCGUGUCAAACUGAAGAUUGGAGGAGAUUUGUCAUUUCUUGAGAAUGAGGAGGCGAGGUUACGGCCGAUCAGUGUCGUUGAGAAUCUGAUGGAAGAGGAGAAGAUCGACGCUCCAAAGCCCCUCAGGAACGACAAGACGACCAAACAUCUGACGGGAGAUUUUCAUGACCUUAAAAAGUUUCUUGAAGACGCGAUAAAAGAUGAAGAUUUGAUGAAAGAAAAGACAAAGAGUGGAGAACAAGUACAAGAGAUCAUUCAGGGCUGCCUCACAUCAAUCGAGACUUACAUAGAGAUCUGUAAUCAAGAAAACAUCGCCGCCCCCCAAGAAAAAAAACCUCAGGAGGUUAGGACCCCCACAGCUUCUAAAUUUGAAGAGUUUCCGCUCAGGACCCUCAGAGAAAUAGAUGCAGCUUUGGAAUCUGGAAAUGCAGAAGAGGGGCUUAAAAAGGCGAAAGGAGCCCUGAAGUUUGUGCAGAGGCGGUCAAAGACGGAGUUUCCCCAGAAAAAGCUGCUCCUGGGCAGUUUGCACGGAUCCAUUGGAAACGCUCUGCUCUACCGAGGAGAACUGGACAAGGCUUUGGAGCAUCAUCAGGCGGAGCUGGAGCUGGCAGAGCAGUGCAAACUUCCAGAAGCAAAAUCCAGAGCUCUAGAUAACUUAGGCCAAACAUAUGCUCAAAGGGGAGACUUCGCAGAAGCGAUUGAGAUGUGGAAGAAGAGGAUUCCUUUGAUCCACAGCGGUUUGGAGAAGGUCUGGUUGUUUCAUGAGAUCGGCUGUUUUUACUUGAAGCUUCUUCAGUACGAAGAGGCCAAAGAAUACGCCGUCCUUUCAGUCGCCGAGGCUGCCGAGGUCCCGGACGUGAAGUGGAAGAUGAACGCCAAUGUUCUGAUGGCACAGUCAGAAUUGAAGCUUGGAAACUUUCAAUCGUCAGUGUCCCAUUUUGAAACGGCUUUAGUUCAAGCCAGACAACAAGACGACGAAUCGGCCCUGAAUGCCAUCCAGAAGGCUCUUGAAGAAGCAAAGCAGCACAUCAGAAAGUGAGGAUGACUAAGGACCAUCAACAGUUCAAUUCACCUUUUUAAUGGCAUUAAACUUGAGAUUUUUGCUUUC
Messenger RNA from Oryzias melastigma (Indian medaka), 1543 nucleotides. It is a transcript of the gene odad4, whose product is annotated as tetratricopeptide repeat domain 25. Gene Ontology annotation, molecular function: protein binding. The transcript has 11 exons. Gene Ontology annotation, cellular component: cytoplasm. The record is from RefSeq and is a predicted model, not a curated record. NCBI's taxonomy places the organism in Eukaryota, Metazoa, Chordata, Actinopteri, Beloniformes, Adrianichthyidae. The coding region runs from base 29 to 1474 and encodes 481 amino acids.